Synchiropus splendidus (mandarinfish) is the source of this 3146-nucleotide messenger RNA. RefSeq names its product protein phosphatase, Mg2+/Mn2+ dependent, 1Ba (gene ppm1ba). The record is from RefSeq and is a predicted model, not a curated record. Gene Ontology annotation, molecular function: manganese ion binding; magnesium ion binding; protein serine/threonine phosphatase activity. Gene Ontology annotation, cellular component: cytosol; nucleus. Gene Ontology annotation, biological process: protein dephosphorylation; negative regulation of canonical NF-kappaB signal transduction; positive regulation of canonical NF-kappaB signal transduction. The coding region runs from base 556 to 1920 and encodes 454 amino acids. The transcript has 6 exons. NCBI's taxonomy places the organism in Eukaryota, Metazoa, Chordata, Actinopteri, Syngnathiformes, Callionymidae.
CAGCAGCUGAGACAGAGCAGCAUCAUGCACCAAAGCUAGGUUCCUUGUCAAAGUAUUUCGAUUUAAAACGCUGUCGUGUUUAGCCCUAUUGAAUUCCAACCGUCACGUUGGGUGCCGGGACUGUAUAUGUCGCUGUCUUUACCGAGGCAAACAUGUAGCCAGCCUAGCCGAGCUCGGUGGGUGAGAGGUGGCUAACAUUAACGAGAGCUAACGCUAAGCCUAUCACCAGCCUGGCCACUCAAACCUACCUGCUGCUGAAGCCACGCGAACCCAGGCAGACGAGACAUCCGUCAAGUCAAGCUACGACAUCAUCAAAAUAAGAUUCAGUGGCAGGGAAGAGGAGCCAUGUUGGAGUCUGUUGUAACUUCAUUUUAGCCCGCAAGGCUUAUCAAGCAUCCUGCAAUGCAGUUUAUAGACUUCCACAGAAGCCAAUGGUGCCUCUGCCAUUCCUACCGAAUAUCACCUCUCUAGUGUUCAAUACUGAGUUUCCGUCUACUAAUUGAACUCUUAUGAUGUGAAGUGGUUGCGGAGGGUCAGUCUCUGUAGUGUUGAGUGAUGGGCGCUUUCCUGGACAAGCCCAAGACAGAGAAACACAACUCGCAUGGUGAGGGUAAUGGUCUGCGCUACGGCCUGAGCUCGAUGCAAGGAUGGAGGAUGGAGAUGGAAGACGCUCACACAGCCAUACUGGGACUUUCUGCUCCUGGUAUGAGUGACUGGUCGUACUUCGCCGUCUUUGAUGGCCACGCAGGUUUCAAAGUUGCCAGCUAUUGCUCUGAACACCUUCUGGAACACAUCAUCUGUGCCAGUCUGGAAGCUGGAAAGAGACAAGGAUCCCUAACUGGAUCUGGAAGCAGCAGCAACAAUCCUGCGUCUCUGACGGUGGAGAUGGUGAAAACUGGCAUUCGAACGGGAUUUCUAAGGAUUGAUGAACGUAUGCGCAGCUUUUCCGAGGCCAAGAACGGCUUGGACAGAAGCGGUUGCACCGCAGUUGGAAUCCUCCUGUCACCAGAACACAUAUUUUUUAUUAACUGUGGAGACUCUCGGGCAGUUUUGUACAGAAAUUCACAAGUGUGCUUUUCCACACCUGACCACAAGCCUUGCAAUCCACGUGAGCGAGAGCGUAUCCAGAACGCCGGCGGCUCAGUGAUAAUCAAGAGGGUCAAUGGUUCACUGGCUGUCUCGCGGGCUUUGGGGGACUACGAUUAUAAGUGUGUGAAUGGGAAAGGACCAACGGAGCAACUGGUCAGCCCUGAGCCAGAGGUCUUCGUCAUGGUCCGGGCUCCUGAGCAGGAUCAAUUUGUGAUCCUGGCAUGUGAUGGCGUCUGGGAUGUGAUGUCCAACGAGGAGCUGUGUGAGUUUGUGAGAUCCAGACUUGAAGUUUCCGAUGACUUGGAAAGAGUUUGCAAUGAAGUAGUGGACACGUGCCUACACAAGGGGAGUCAGGAUAACAUGAGUGUUGUGCUGGUGUGUUUGCCAAAUGCCCCCAAAGUGUCAGAGGAAGCUGUGGAGAGAGAUACAGAACUCAACAAUUACCUGGAGACUCGAGUAGAAGAGAUGCUGAAAGGAGACGAGAGGUUUCCCGAUCUGGUGUCGGUGAUGAGGAGCCUAGCGACUGACAGUAGAAUGCCUGCUUUGCCCCCUGGUGGGGGGCUAGCCAGCAAACGAAGUGUCAUCGAAGCGGUGUACAACCGUCUAAAUCCUUGCAAAGAGGAAGACGGGGUGGGUAUUUUAUCAUGUGUAUUAGAGUUGUACAGCUGGGACACCAUUGCUCUCUGUCACAUUACUAGACGGACAAUUUAUGCAGGCAUCACUCUAGCUCAGGACACGUUCAUGGCACUAAGAGAGGACAAAGUGCAUUUCUUACUGAUAUUCUUAACAAAAAAUACUAGCACUUCAGUCAGUCAUGGUAUUAACAUGUAGGAGUACCAAUAUGGGUGUUUAUGCCUCUGUCCUUGACUUUGAAAAUGAAUGUGUUCUUCCUGUGUUAGUGGGGAAGUUGACUGUUGUUAUGUCAGCAUCAGCAGCACGGGAGUGUUGGUCACACAUUAGUCAAAGAUGAUCUUUUUAAACACCAAGUAUCUAAUUGUGUGUUCACCCUCUGAUCAACGCAGCCCUCCUGUUUCAUUUGGUAAGUUUUGACAUGACUAUAUAUGUUCCAUCCUUCCCUCUUCUUUCCCAGCCCUCACACUUACACACACAUAGGCUACAUCCACACUACUGUAACUGUGUUGAGGCUCAGCCGUCAGGUCUUCGUGUAGCGUCCCACUUUAAUGCUGGCUAGCGCUGUUUCCGUUUCCUGCUGUCAUUAGAUGAGUUGUCAAUGGAGAGACUGAAAACAGUGGUGUGCUCCAAACAUCUCCGGAGGAGGGAGAUCCAAUUUGUAACGCCUCAAGUUGAGGGUGUCAUCUCCUGGCAUGCCAUUCCAAAUUCCGAGAUGCUACCUCCAUGUUUAAGUGGAACACACCAUCUGGUUCACAAGGCUGCCAUCGGUCCUGCGGCCCCUCGGCCUGUUGGCUGGUUUUGUCCUCUGAAAUAAGUCUUAAACUAACCAUUCACUUUGACACUGCUAUGAUCCUGCUGUCAGUAGUCCAGUAGCUGUAGACAUAACCACUAAACAUUACUGAUCAAAGGUCACAUGGGUAUAAUUUAUUGCUUCUUGACCAGGCUUUUUUUGGUCCUAACAAAACACUAUAGCUGCUGGCCAUCUAAUUGCACCUCAAGUUUGCACCCCAUCUGCCAUCACUAAUAAAAAUAGAAAAGUUCUCCAAUGAAACAUGAAGUGAAGAACCUCAUCCUGCACUUGGUUAUGCGUGGGAAACUUAAGGAUCCAGAGCUCCAUAGGUAGCUGCUGUACCUAAGGUCACUAGCUACCUACCUCAUUGGUGAUUUGCUGCAACUAGGAGACAGAUCCACGCCAUCGACCCAAGGCAGGAGUAACAGACUAGUUUGUUGAAAAUUGGGGGAGAGCUGCUGACAACUGGUGGGCAACUUGUUAACCAUUUCGGAAUUUGCUAAACCCUUUAAGUGUCAGCACGACCAAAUUGUAGAGGAAAUUUUCAGACAUUUGAAGGAACCUGACAAUUCUGUUGACAUUUAAUAUCCAAAGAAAUAUAUUAAUAUAUGAAUAAAGAUAAAACAAAUGAAUA